Fraxinus pennsylvanica is the source of this 975-nucleotide messenger RNA. Lineage: Eukaryota; Viridiplantae; Streptophyta; Magnoliopsida; Lamiales; Oleaceae. The record is from the annotation of a GenBank genome assembly.
AUGGAUAUUUAUCAUGGUGAAUUAGAUGGUGCAAAUUACAACGAUCAAAUUAGUGAAGAAGAAAUGGAGCUUAGGAGAGGUCCAUGGACUUUCGAUGAAGACCGUGCUCUCAUGAAUUACAUCUCCCAACAUGGUGAAGGGCGUUGGAAUUCACUCGCUCAAUCUGCAGGUCUAAAGAGAACUGGAAAGAGCUGCAGGUUAAGAUGGCUGAACUAUUUACGCCCCGAUGUUCGACGAGGAAAUAUCACUCUUGAAGAACAACUUCUGAUUCUUGAACUCCAUUCUCGAUGGGGCAAUCGGUGGUCAAAAAUUGCUCAAUAUUUGCCUGGUAGAACUGAUAAUGAGAUCAAGAACUAUUGGAGAACACGAGUACAAAAACAUGCUAAACAGCUCAAAUGUGAUGUGAACAGCAAGAGAUUCAAGGACACCAUGCGUUAUCUAUGGAUGCCAAGAUUAGUUGAGAGAAUUCAGGCAGCCGCUGCCGCUGCCGGUGGCAGGGACGGAUGCGGUGUUUCCUCCACCACCACCCAAUACAAACUCAACAGCCAUAACAUUUCCAGUAUCGACAACAUGGGCCCAAGCCAAAAGGUGCUGCCAGUGCCACAGCCUAACAACAGUAACAUGGUUGGGAAUUAUGGCGGUGGUAUUGUUCCAGUUAACACAAACGCCACCAGCUACACGGCGGAGAAUUCUAGCACCGCCGCCUCAUCUGACUCAUUUGGCACCCCAGUUUCAGACCUCACGGAUUGUUACAAUUAUCCAGUUAAUCAGAACACUAAUCAAGAUUACUGUCCUGCUAAUCAGCUAGCCUAUGGAGAAACCUUAACCAGCCCCACUGGUUACUUUAACCAAGGGUUAGAUUUCACAGUUAUGGAGCAAAACAAUCAAUGGAUGGAUGAAGGGAACAUAUACGACAAUUUGUGGGAUGUUGAUGACAUGUUUUUCUUACAACAGCAAUUCAACACCAAUUUUUAA